CGAACCUUUCUCUAUGAUUUAUUGGCUGAAUAGUAAUAUGUCAAAAGAUUCUCUCGUUUUGGUAUGAAAAUGAAAUCACCCACUAUUCCUCUCUGCUUCUUCUUUCUCUUUUCUGUUUCUGCUCCACUUUUUGAAGCCUUUAACAAUGGCGAUGGAGAAUUCAUAUCCGAAGAAAAAGAAGAACCCCACAUCAAAAGAUCCGAUUUCCCACCCGGGUUUCUUUUUGGAGUUGCCACUUCUGCUUACCAAGUUGAAGGAGCUUAUCUCGAAGAUGCUAAGUCCUUAAGCAACUGGGAUGUAUAUUGUCAUUCCAUAGGAUGUGGAGAAAAUUCAGAGAAUGGAGAUAUUGCAGAUGAUCAUUAUCAUCUGUUCAUGAAAGACAUAGAGAUGGUGCAUUCCCUUGGUCUAAAAGCAUACAAAUUUUCGAUUUCAUGGGCUAGAAUUCUUCCAAGAGGAAGAUUUGGUGAAGUUAAUCCUGCAGGAAUCAUGUUCUACAACAAGAUUAUAGACAACCUGAUUCUCAAAGGAAUCGAGCCAUUUGUGACACUUUUCCAUAACGAUUAUCCACAUGAACUUGAAGAGAUAUAUGGGUCCGGGUCUUGGCUAAACCCCGAAAUGCAGAAAGACUUUGUACAUUUGGCAGAAAUUUGUUUCAAGUUUUUUGGAGAUCGAGUGAAGUAUUGGAUCACGAUUAAUGAACCUAACGUGUUCAUAGAAUUGUCUUAUGAAUUUGGGUUAUUUCCACCUUCUCGUUGUUCAAAGCCUUUUGGAAAUUGCAAUGUUGUAAAUUCUGAUGUGGAACCUCUUAUUGCUAUGCAUAAUAUGUUGUUGGCUCAUGGAAAGGUAGCCAAGCUAUAUCAUGAAACUUUCAAGCCUAAACAAGGUGGAUUGAUAGGUCUCGUUGUGCACUGUUACAUGUACAAACCACUAACGGACAGUGAGCUCGAUCAUGAAGCCGCCAAAAGGGUGUUUGCUUUCAAUGUUGGCUGGACACUUGAUCCUUCAAUAUAUGGAGACUACCCCGAAGAAAUGCACAAAUACCUUGGAAGUAUAUUACCAAGUUUCUCCCUUGAGGAAAAGAAGUUUAUGAAGAAUAGUAUUGAUUUUAUUGGCAUCAACCAUUACUCCACUAUAUAUGCUAAGGAUUGUAUCAACGCUAGUUGCACUCCAUUUGCAAAUCGUGCAAUCCGGGGUUUUGUGGACAUUGUUGGAGAGCGUGAUGGCAUGUUGAUUGGUGAACCUACCGGUGUAGAAGGGAUAUUUGUUGUUCCUAGAGGCAUGGAGGAGAUUGUUAACCAUAUGAAGAUUCGGUACAAUAAUAAACCCAUGUUUAUUACUGAAAAUGGAUAUUCUUCACCCAAUGUGCAUGAGGAACGAAUUAAUGAGAUUCUCAGUGACGUGAAAAGAAUUGAAUUUCACUCAAAAUACCUUGCUUCAUUAGCCAAGUCCAUAAGAUCCCUUCACCGCCAUUCUUCCGAUCUAACCCAUCUCGCUGUUCACUCUAUACACUGCACCUUCUCUCCACCGUUUCUCGACCUUGCUGGUCCGGCGAAGCAACUACUGACAACGGUUGAUUCACUGUCUUCACAAAAUCGACCAGAAAAUCGAUCCCAAAGUUCCUCUUCACAAAACCGACCAGAAAAUCGAUCCCAAAGUUCCUCAAUCGAAGCGAGCGUCGGAAGAAGACCGACUCAAAGAAACCCACUUCAAUCGCGAUUUCCCUCACUGACGCCUUUGCUUGCACCCGCCACUUCAAUCGCCGAAUUCCAGGUUUCAAAGAUUUUGAAGGGGCUUGACAGCCGACUUCCAUCGGUAAGUGCUUCUUCCCUAUCUUCUAUUCCACACUUCUCUAUCGAUUUACCAAAGGUUUACUGGAUUUUGAAACUGAAAUUCCACGACUUAUGCAGAGGGCAUAAGGAUUUUACCAGGUUCAGGGAUUAUAGACCUCACUUAGAAGGAAAAACAAGUGAUAAGAACCAUUCAGAAUGUGAUAGGGAUAAUUAA
Molecule: messenger RNA, 2004 nt
Organism: Lactuca virosa
Lineage: Eukaryota; Viridiplantae; Streptophyta; Magnoliopsida; Asterales; Asteraceae
Source: the annotation of a GenBank genome assembly